Aspergillus bombycis is the source of this 819-nucleotide messenger RNA. RefSeq lists its product as uncharacterized. NCBI's taxonomy places the organism in Eukaryota, Fungi, Ascomycota, Eurotiomycetes, Eurotiales, Aspergillaceae. The transcript has a single exon. The record is from RefSeq and is a predicted model, not a curated record. The coding region runs from base 1 to 819 and encodes 272 amino acids.
AUGGAUCAACCCGUCCAGCUCCUCUCCUACCAACGACUCAAAUCAAAGAGCACCUUCAUUAUCUCCCUGCAGCAGGGGAACGGCAGCGCCACCCCCCUCUACGAAGUGGCAUGUCUAUCCUCGACACCGAACCUCUCCAUCUGCCGCCUCCAGCCGGCACCCCAGCCGCAGCCACCAUAUGGCUAUCCACCAGCACCACCACAUCCAACCUACUACCAGCACCAGCAACAACAACAACAACAACAACAACAACAACAACAACAACCAUACCCUCUGCCAGGCCCAUACCCACCCCAACAAUACCCACGGUACAACCCCCCACCUACCAAAACAACCAUCGGCACCGUCAGCCUCUCCUCCAUGUCCUCCAAAAUCACCCUCUCCAUCCACCACAUCCCCGAACUCAAAAUGAAGCGUCGCGACUUCCUCGCCUCCGGCCACCAGUUCUCCCACCCCCGCUACGGCACCCUCGAAUGGAAAGAAAGCGAUCUCCUCGAGAAACGCUUCAAGCUCGUCGACUCGAACAAGACCGUGCUGGCCCGGUUCGAUAAGUGGAAAUUGCCGGACCACCAGCGACUGCAGCAGCAAUCGAAUUCGUCCCUCUGGGGCGGUUCCUCCUCCUCGUCGUCGAAGAAGAAGACGAAGAAGAAGGCGUGGGCGUUCCAGGUCUAUGUCAAUGCGGAUCCGGAGCUGUUGGAUUGGAUCGUUGUGAGUGGGUUGGGGGUGGUUGAGUAUCGCAUUAACUCGGAUAAGGAGUUGGAGGAGGAGCUUUUGGGAGACGACGACGAUGAUGAUAUUUGGUCGGCUUUGUUCGGGUAG